Messenger RNA from Puccinia triticina, 957 nucleotides. RefSeq lists its product as uncharacterized. NCBI's taxonomy places the organism in Eukaryota, Fungi, Basidiomycota, Pucciniomycetes, Pucciniales, Pucciniaceae. The record is from RefSeq and is a predicted model, not a curated record. Bases 1 to 957 code for a protein of 318 amino acids. The transcript has 4 exons. Gene Ontology annotation, cellular component: 90S preribosome.
AUGGCCAAGAAAUCACUCAAGAGGACAUCAGAUGAAGAGCCAAAAGAAGAAGACGAGGUGCUUUCGACCAAGGUGCCAUUUGUCAAACGAUCUCAAGUCGAAAAGGCCAUCAAAGCUCUCGUCGACUAUUCCCAAAAGACCGUCGAGAAGAAUGUCGACCAGGGCGAGCUGUUUGCAGACCAAGCCGCCUCGAACGAACACUUCUUGAACCUCGUCAUCAGCUUGAAGCGGAUCACUCCUAGACCCAAACACAAACCUAUCAAGAUUACUCUCUCUCAUCCUCUCUACGACCCUAGGAUCAGCCCCGUUUGCUUGAUCGUCAAAGAUCCCCAACGAGAAUACAAAGACUUGCUCGAGGAAAAAAAAGUACACUUCAUCGCCAAGGUGAUAGGGAUCGAAAAGCUGAAAGGGAAACAUUCAUCCUAUGAAGCUCGACGAUUACUGCUGAGCAACCAUGCUCUAUUCCUAGCGGACGAGCGAGUGAUGGGCACGUUACCAGGGCUAUUGGGGGCGAAGUUUUUCAAGACAAACAAGCUUCCGAUCCCGGUUGAUGUGACGAACGGGGAUAAGCUGAAGGCGGAGCUAGAACGGACGAUCGGGAACACAACGCUCAGGAUCGGGAGCGGCAGUUGUCUGACGAUCAAGUUUGCCGACCUCAGUCGACACUCCUCGGACCAAAUUCGCGAUAACAUCGUCGACACCCUCGGCCAACUCGGAAAGAAAAUCCCCCUCGGGGGCUGGAAUAAUAUCCAGGCCGUCCAUCUCAAAACCGGUACCUCAGCUAGCUUGCCUCUCUGGCUCGCCCCCCUCGAUGAUUCUGAAAACGGUAGGUUUAAUAUCAAACAUACCGAGGACGAAACCGCUCGCAUUCAGGCCGCCCAUGAACGAAGUGAAGCUAAAAAAGAGAAGAAGCAGAUCAAAAUCUCAAAUAAAUUAGACAAAAUCUUACCUGUCUGA